Molecule: messenger RNA, 2430 nt
Organism: Oikopleura dioica
Lineage: Eukaryota; Metazoa; Chordata; Appendicularia; Copelata; Oikopleuridae
Source: the annotation of a GenBank genome assembly
AUGAAACUUCUAUCAACGCUUUUAGCUUGUGCUCUUGCCGAUCGAGGUCACACGGAAGAUGAGCUCAACACGAUCAUCGCUGCCCACAGAAUGAUUCGAAACGGCCCACUUACCGAUGCUGUCUCUAGCAGCUUGUCAAGUGUGGAAGCAUUCGCUUUAGAAUCCGUUGAAUCUUUUGGCAGUCAACGAUCCUUUUCUGACGCCGAAAAGAUCGUUUCAAUGGCGAGAAACAUCACCAACCCAUCAUCCAGCGAACGAGCUGGCUACUCCGAUGCUGACGAUGAGUGCGAUUCAGAAUACCCCUUCAUCGAUGGACGAUGCAAUCAUCCUUCUGGAAACGGACAGCCGCUACAAACUUACGCUCGUCUGCUGCCAGCCUCUUACUGCGAUGGAUAUGGCUCCCCAAGAUGCUCUUCCGAUGGACAGCCUUUGCCAAACCCACGCGAAGUCUCCGUCUAUCUUCGCAGCAAAUUCGACCCCGCUGACCGACCGAACAAGAAAACCAGUCAUUUUCUGAACGUCGCGGGCCAGUUCAUCACACAUACAGUCCUCAAGACUCCAGAUCGUAAAUCGAUCGCGACUUGUGGCUGCGAAGAAAAUAAACAUUGCCUCAACUGGUCGACAGAGAAUGAUGCUGUUUUCGCGGAGACCGAGUGCAAUUUCAUCACGCGAUCGUCAGUUUCCCUCGGAAACUAUGAUGGAAAUCUCGUUUUGGAGCAGGUCAAUCAGCUGACUGGAACAUUUCAAGCCGGCGUCAUUUACGGUUUUUCCGAGCACCAUUUGAACGCCCUUCGUCUCCCGGGAACUCCCUUCAUCGAUGGAAACGACAUGACGAUCGGCGGCGAUGUGCUCCCAAGAACAAAAACAAUCAACGCCCGCGACAGCUCCUUCAUGAAUGUAACAACUCCCUUCGAGUUGAAUCCGGGACUCAACGAACGCGGCUACCCGUCUUUCGUCUCUGGUGACCCUAGAGCUUUUGAAAAUGCUUUUCUCGGCAGCUUCCACGUUCUUUUCCACAGACUUCACAAUGUAGUUGCACAAGAACUUCAAAACGUUUUCCCCAACGCUGACAACGAGUACAUUUUCAACGAGGCCCGCAAAUUCAACAUCGCGAUUCAGCAAAAGAUGCUUUACGAAGAAAUGAUCCCUGCGCUCUUUGCCGAAAACUUGGAAAAAUUUGAUGGAGGAUCACUCAAGUCUUCUGAUGUUCCGAUCUUCCAGUCUGAAGACAGACCGAUUGGACCUGUAGUCUUCAAUGAGUUUACUACGUCUGCUUUCCGAAUCGCUCAUUCCGAGCAGCCUAAUCACGUGGUCUCAGCAGACUCAAACUACAACAUCACCCGCCAAGCCGAGCUCAAAGACAACUUCUUCGACCCGCAUGUGAUGAUGCUUGACGGACCAGGUGCAAUUUGCCGUGGCGCUGCCAAGUUCCAGUCUCUCUCCGCCGGACCAUCUUUUGCCGACUCGGUUCAUCACAACUUGCUGAAGCCACACACAGCUUCGUUCGGAACUGAUCUUUUCGCGAUCAACAUUGCUCGUGGCCGAGAUCACGGAAUCGAAGGAUACAAAGCUUACUUCGACCUUUUCAAGAAAGAUCCUGAAUGUGCAAAACUCUACCGCGGCUGGGACGGAAUGAUGCCAAAAUGGCGAAGUCUUAUCAGAAACCAAUAUCGAGAGCGAGAAGAAGACGUCGAUCUCUACGUCGGUCUGCUCAUGGAAGAACAUCUCCCCGGCGCUGCCACUGGGCCAACUGCUUCGUGCAUAAUGAUGAAACAGUUCAAAAACUCGAAAACUGAAGAUCGCUGGUUCUACGAAAACGACAAUUUCUGGAAGAGUCGCGCCAAGUUCGAUCUCGUCAAAAAAAUCGACGUCGCCACGGUCAUGUGUAUGACUUUAGAAAACAUGGAAAGCGUUCCUGAUAUGCCAUUCAUUGCCGAGGGAUCCGAAAUUCUUGGACGAAAGAGGCAAAUGGUUAAAUGCGCGGACUUGCUCAGAAACGUUGACUUCAAAAAAUCAUACGGACUCGACAUCAACAAAAAGGGCGAAGAACUGUUAGACGCCAUUGAAAAAGGGCUCAAAGACGCCGGAGCUAGAAAUCCGGACAAGAACGUGAAACAAAUCAAAAAGAUCAUGAAAAGAUUCGACUGGAUGAGCGAGAAUGCCAAUGUAGUCGGAUGCGAGAAUCCUGCUGGAGCGGGAAUCGGAGCCGGAGACCACUCUUAUUUUGACUUCGCUGUUGCAGACUUCGACAUUUGCUACUCGAUUAAAAAAUACAUUGAAUUCACUUUGAAGGGAUUCUACGACGAUUUUGUCUGCCUCGAUAAUGCUCCAUCUCGAAAGCUGCAAAACUUCUCUCGUCACGUGAAUAAAGCAAACAAGAUUUUCAAUAGGGCGAAGGGAAAACUUGGUUGCUUCGGAGAACGUCGCUGA